AUGUCCAGUGGUGAUGAUUCAGCUGAUCCAAGUGGUGGAAGAGCUAAUGCCUAUUUGCUAGAAAGCGACGAUUGGGAUAAUAUAAAAGCGUUGCCAUUACUUGAUCUGAGCAAACAAACUGAUCCGGAAUAUAGUAAUACGGAUGUGUCAUCGCUAGCAUCGACACGUAUCACCUUAACUGUCACUUUAGAUCAAAUUUUAUUUCAUUUUCAAAAUAUUGAAAUCGCCGAACAAUUAUCAAGAAUACAACCAAUUCAGAUAAGAAGUGGUUUUUAUGGACUAAUGUCACGACUCUUUUGUCUAAAUCCUCAACGACUGGACUCAAGUUUGUGUGACGAAAGAAAUCGUGUUUUUGCCGUAGCGUUGCAUCCGUUUAGUAAUCACGACGCGAUUCAGACUAAAUUUUUAAUCACAAUUUAUCAAAAACUAACGGGUAAUGCACUGAUGGACCGACGUUUCGGUAAUCAUUGGGAAGACAUUGGUUUUCAGGGAACAGAUCCGGCAACAGAUCUUAGAGGUGUCGGCUUAUUAGGUCUCUAUCAGCUCUUAUACUUUAUUUUAUCGCCAGAAACAAGUCAUUUAUGUAAAGAGAUCUAUAAAUUAUCACUCGAUAAGAGACAACAUUUUCCGUUUGCUGUAAUGAGUCUACAAAUAACAGGAAUCAGUCUACAAGUGCUCAGAGAGGGUCUCCUUAAUAAAGAAUUUAAUCAAUCGAAAUGUGUGAUCAAAGUUUUCAAUUGGUUUUAUUCAGCAGUUUUCUUACAAUUGUUUAAUACGUGGAAAGAAAAUAAUAAAACAAUUAUCGAUUCCGGAUAUGUACUCAAAGAUAUCCGAAAACUGGUCCGUAAAGAUGUCAAACGUGUUAUACUAGAAAUGUUAAAUUAUAAAAACAAUUUUCAAACAAAUUCAAAUUGUAAUGACAAAAAUACUCAACAAGAUAUAACAUUUACUAAUUUGGGAGAUAUUUUUGAAAAUAUCGAUAUUAUUGAUGAAAAUACAUCAUAA
This is a messenger RNA of Oppia nitens, 1005 nucleotides long. Its product is annotated as ELMO domain-containing protein 3-like. Lineage: Eukaryota; Metazoa; Arthropoda; Arachnida; Sarcoptiformes; Oppiidae. Bases 1 to 1005 code for a protein of 334 amino acids. The record is from RefSeq and is a predicted model, not a curated record. The transcript has 4 exons.